Molecule: messenger RNA, 479 nt
Organism: Medioppia subpectinata
Lineage: Eukaryota; Metazoa; Arthropoda; Arachnida; Sarcoptiformes; Oppiidae
Source: the annotation of a GenBank genome assembly
CAUCUGAUAUGCCGUCGAAGAAGCGAAAGGACACGAAGAAGACAACGGAUGAGUCGUCGGCGGCAAAGGAGUCGCCGUUUGUUUCGUACGAAAAACUCGUGGAAACGAUAGAUGUGUUGAAGAAGUGGACGCUUUUGGACGACAAGCAAAAGACCGAUAAGAAAGAGCUCUUCAAAGACACCGCCGAUUGUGUGGUCAGUCUUCAGGUGAACUACAAGAAGACACCGUUGAAUAAGUCGACGUAUAUUUUUGCCAUCUCUUUGCCCAACCAUUGGAGACACGAGUCGUCGGACUUCGAGACCUGUCUUAUCGUCAAAGAUGUUAACAAAACGCCGUUAAGUGACAGAGAUUUGGAUCUAACCGAGACUAAGAACCACUACCGGGAACUGUUGUCUAAAGACAAUUCGGAUCAAUUGGUGUCAGAAAUCCUUCCGAUGCGUGAAUUGAGGAAUGAAUACAAGAUAUUUGAAUCGAAAGAA